Balaenoptera ricei (Rice's whale) is the source of this 5312-nucleotide messenger RNA. RefSeq names its product insulin receptor substrate 1 (gene IRS1). Lineage: Eukaryota; Metazoa; Chordata; Mammalia; Artiodactyla; Balaenopteridae. Bases 532 to 4269 code for a protein of 1245 amino acids. Gene Ontology annotation, cellular component: plasma membrane; cytosol. Gene Ontology annotation, molecular function: phosphatidylinositol 3-kinase binding; insulin receptor binding. The transcript is spliced from 2 exons. Gene Ontology annotation, biological process: insulin receptor signaling pathway. The record is from RefSeq and is a predicted model, not a curated record.
CGGAGGAAGAGGCGAAGGAGGAGGAGGAGGGAGAACCCCGUGCAACGUUGGGACUUGGCAGCUCGCCUCCCCCUGCCCAAGGAUAUUUAAUUUGCCUCGGGAAUCGUUACUUCCAGAGGGGAACUCAGGAGGGAAGGCGCGCGCGUCUGGAGGGGCAACGCCAGGACCCCCGGCCGCCGCCUGCCUGCGCCGGACUCUGGCCCCGGCGGCGAGAGAUGCUUCUUCCCGGCCGCGGCGGCUGAGAGGAGACUUGGCUCUCGGGGUAUCCGGGCUGCACUCGCGCUGGACGCGCAACCUCCCCGCAGGGCAUGAAACGCCAGUAAACUCCGGUCGGGGCUAUCUCCUUGGCGCAGCUGCUGCGUCCUCCUCUACUGCCCCUCCCCGGCGCGGAGGGCGGCGUGGAUUUCGGAGUCAGGGUUUCUGCCGCCUCCAGCCCUGUUUGCAUGUGCGGGGCCGCGGCGAGGAGCCUCCGCCCCCCGCCCGGUUGUUUUUCGGCGCCUCCCUCCGCGCGGUGGCGGCGGCGGCGGCAGCAUGGCGAGCCCUCCCGAGACGGACGGCUUCUCCGACGUGCGCAAGGUGGGCUACCUGCGCAAGCCCAAGAGCAUGCACAAGCGAUUCUUCGUGCUGCGGGCGGCCAGCGAGGCUGGGGGCCCGGCGCGCCUCGAGUACUACGAGAACGAGAAGAAGUGGCGGCACAAGUCGAGCGCCCCCAAACGCUCGAUCCCCCUCGAGAGCUGCUUCAACAUCAACAAGCGGGCCGACUCCAAGAACAAGCACCUGGUGGCCCUCUAUACCCGGGACGAGCACUUUGCCAUCGCGGCGGACAGCGAGGCCGAGCAGGACAGCUGGUACCAGGCCCUCCUGCAGCUGCACAACCGUGCCAAGGGCCACCACGACGGGGCCGCGGCCCCCGGGGCGGGAGGUGGCGGGGGCAGCUGCAGUGGCAGCUCCGGCCUUGGCGAGGCUGGGGAGGACUUGAGCUACGGGGACGUGCCCCCAGGACCCGCCUUCAAGGAAGUCUGGCAGGUGAUCCUGAAACCCAAGGGCCUGGGUCAGACAAAGAACCUGAUUGGCAUCUACCGCCUCUGCCUGACCAGCAAGACCAUCAGUUUCGUGAAGCUGAACUCGGAGGCUGCCGCGGUGGUGCUGCAGCUGAUGAACAUCAGGCGCUGUGGCCACUCAGAGAACUUCUUCUUCAUCGAAGUGGGCCGUUCCGCAGUGACGGGACCCGGGGAGUUCUGGAUGCAGGUGGAUGACUCUGUGGUGGCCCAGAACAUGCACGAGACAAUCCUGGAGGCCAUGCGGGCCAUGAGUGAUGAGUUCCGGCCUCGAAGCAAGAGCCAGUCCUCCUCCAACUGCUCCAACCCCAUCAGCGUCCCCCUGCGCAGGCACCACCUCAACAACCCUCCGCCCAGCCAGGUGGGGCUGACCCGCCGCUCGCGCACAGAGAGCAUCACUGCCACCUCCCCGGCCAGCUUGGUGGGCGGGAAGCAGGGCUCCUUCCGGGUCCGUGCCUCUAGUGAUGGCGAAGGCACCAUGUCUCGCCCUGCCUCUGUGGACGGCAGUCCUGUGAGUCCCAGCACCAACAGGACCCAUGCCCACCGGCAUCGAGGCAGUUCCCGGCUGCACCCGCCUCUCAACCACAGCCGCUCCAUCCCCAUGCCUUCUUCUCGCUGCUCGCCUUCCGCCACCAGCCCGGUCAGUCUGUCGUCCAGUAGCACCAGUGGCCACGGCUCCACCUCGGACUGUCUCUUCCCGCGGCGGUCUAGUGCUUCCGUGUCCGGUUCCCCCAGUGAUGGCGGUUUCAUCUCCUCUGAUGAGUAUGGCUCCAGUCCCUGCGAUUUCCGAAGUUCCUUCCGCAGCGUCACCCCGGAUUCCCUGGGCCACACCCCGCCGGCCCGCGGUGAGGAGGAGCUGAGCAACUACAUCUGCAUGGGAGGCAAGGGGGCCUCCACCCUCACGGCCCCCAAUGGUCACUACAUUUUGCCUCGGAGUGGCAACGGUCACCGCUACAUCCCGGCAGCCGGCUUGGGCACGAGCCCAGCCCUGACAGGGGAUGAAGCAGCCAGUGCUGCAGAUCUGGAUAAUCGGUUCCGAAAGCGGACUCACUCUGCUGGCACGUCGCCUACCAUUUCCCACCAGAAGACCCCAUCCCAGUCCUCUGUGGCCUCCAUUGAGGAAUAUACCGAGAUGAUGCCUGCCUACCCACCAGGAGGUGGCAGUGGAGGCCGAGUGCCCAGCUACCGGCACUCCGCCUUCGUGCCCACCCACUCCUACCCAGAGGAGGGUCUGGAAAUGCACCCCUUGGAGCGGCGUGUGGGCCACCACCGCCCAGACACCUCCAACCUCCACACCGAUGAUGGCUACAUGCCCAUGUCCCCAGGGGUGGCCCCAGUGCCCGGGAGCCGAAAGGGCAGUGGGGACUACAUGCCCAUGAGCCCCAAGAGCGUGUCUGCCCCUCAGCAGAUCAUCAACCCCAUCAGACGCCAUCCCCAGAGAGUGGACCCCAAUGGCUACAUGAUGAUGUCCCCAAGCGGCAGCUGCUCUCCUGACAUUGGAGGUGGGCCCAGCAGCGGCGGCAGCAGCGGUGCCGCCCCUUCUGGGAGCAGCUAUGGCAAGCUCUGGACGAAUGGGGUAGGGGGCCACCACUCUCACGCCCUGCCACACGCCAAACUCCCUGUGGAGAGCAGUAGCGGCAAGCUGUUGUCUUGUACGGGUGACUACAUGAACAUGUCGCCAGUGGGGGACUCCAACACCAGCAGCCCUUCCGACUGCUACUAUGGCCCUGAGGACCCCCAGCACAAGCCAGUCCUCUCCUACUACUCAUUGCCAAGGUCCUUUAAGCACACCCAGCGUCCGGGGGAGCUGGAGGAGGGCGCCCGGCAUCAGCACCUCCGCCUUUCCUCCAGCUCGGGUCGACUCCUCUAUGCUGCGGCCGUGGAAGAUUCCUCCUCGUCCACCAGCAGCGACAGCCUGGGCGGGGGAUACUGCGCGGCUAGGCCCGAGCCCGGCCUGCCGCAUCUCCACCAUCAGGUCCUGCAGCCCCAUCUGCCUCGAAAGGUGGACACAGCUGCCCAGACCAACAGCCGCCUGGCUCGGCCCACGAGGCUGUCCCUGGGGGACCCCAAGGCCAGCACCUUACCUCGGGCCCGAGAGCAGCCGCAGCCACAGCCGCAGCCGCCGCCGCCCCUGCUGCCCCCUCCGGAGCCCAAGAGCCCAGGGGAGUAUGUGAAUAUUGAAUUUGGGAGCGAUCAGCCGGGCUACUUAUCAGGCCCGGGGGCGUCCCACAGCUCGCCUUCUGUCCGGUGUCCAUCCCAGCUCCAGCCGGCUCCCAGAGAGGAGGAGACGGGCGCGGAAGAGUACAUGAACAUGGACCUGGGGCCGGGCCGGAGGGCCGUCUGGCGGGAGAGCGCUGGGGUGCAGCCGGGCAGCAUGGGCCCGGCGCCCCCUGGAGCUGCUAGCGUGUGCAGGCCCACCAGGGCAGUGCCCAGCAGCCGGGGUGACUACAUGACCAUGCAGAUGGGCUGUCCCCGGCAGAGCUACGUGGACACCUCGCCGGUCGCCCCCAUCAGCUAUGCGGACGUGCGGACCGGCGUCGUCGUGGAGGAGGCCAGCCUGCCUGGCGCCGCCGCGGCCACGCCCUCCUCAUCCUCGACGGCCUCUGCUUCCCCCGCUGCGCCUCAAGGAGCAGAGGAGCUGGCGGCCCGCUCUUCCCUGCUGGGGGGCCCGCAGGGACCAGGGGGCCCGAGUGCCUUCACGCGGGUGAACCUCAGUCCCAACCGCAACCAGAGUGCCAAAGUGAUCCGUGCCGACCCGCAAGGGUGCAGGAGGCGGCACAGCUCCGAGACCUUCUCCUCGACGCCCAGUGCCACCCGGGCAGGCAACACGGUGCCCUUCGGAGGGGGGGCUGCAGCCGGGGGCGGCGGUGGUGGCAGCAGCAGCACGGAGGAUGUGAAACGCCACAGCUCUGCUUCCUUUGAGAACGUGUGGCUGCGGCCUGGGGAGCUCGGGGGAGCCCCCAAGGAGCUGGCCCAAGUGUGCGGGGCCGCGGGGGGUUUGGAGAAUGGGCUUAACUACAUAGACCUGGAUUUGGUCAAGGACUUCAAACAGAGCCCUCAAGAGCGCCCCGCUCAGCCGCAGCCUCCUCCUCCCCCGCCCCCUCAUCAGUCUCUGGGACGCAGCGAGAGCGGCUCCACCAGCCGCUCCAGCGAGGAUUUAAGCGCCUAUGCCAGCAUCAGUUUCCAGAAGCCGCCAGAGGACCUCCAGUAGCUCAACUGGACAUCACAGCAGAAUGAAGACCUAAAUGACCUCAGCAAAUCCUCCUUUAACUCAUGGGUCCCCAGACUCUAAAUAUUUCAUGAUUCACAACCAGGACCUCACAUCUUCCUCCUCAGUAGAUGGUACGAUGCACCCAUUUCAGUUUGUUUACUUUACACAAUCCUCAGGAGUUUGUUGACUGAACUGCACGUUCUAUAUCGUGCCAAGAAAAAAGCACUGUGACACCAGAACAAUGAGUCUGCAUAAACUUCAUCUUCAACCUUAAGGACUUAGCUGGCCACAUGAGCUGAUGUGCCCCCCACCGUGCCACGAGAGAAUGGGUUUACGCUCAUUGCAUUUACAAGACACAUUUCAUCUGCUGCUGAAACCGUGUACGACAGAGCAUCAUUGUAAAUUAUUUCAUACGGAACUGUUUGCUUUGGGUGGAGAGAGUAUUAAAUAUUUAACAUAGGUUUUUGAUUUAUAAGUGUAAUUUUUUUAAUUAAAAUGUAACUUUUCUUACAGCACAUCUUUUUUUGGGAUGUGGAACUGAGGUAUACAAUGUUCUGUUGUAAAGAGUGGAGCAAAUGCUUAAAACAAGGCUAACAAGAGUAGAAUAGGGUACGAUCCUUGUUUUAAGGUUGUAAUUCAGAAAAGUAAUAUAAUAAGAAUCAUAGUGCCAUAGAUGGUUCUCAAUUGUAUAGUUCUAUUUGCUGAUACUAUCUCUUGUAAUAUAGCCCUGAUGUUGAGCUGAGAUCCUUACAAGAAUUGAUCUUAAUUUUGUAUUUUUUUUUUCUGUAAGGCAAUAGGCCAUGUUAAUUAAACUGAAGAAGGAUAUAUUCUACUGGGUAUUUUCAAGUGUCAGCUUAAAAUUGGCAAUUGAAUGGAAGCAAAAUUACAAGAAAAGGCAAUCAGUGUCUUCCAUUGUAUAUACUGUAAAGAGGAGGCGACAUGGGUGAUCCCUUCGAAUCAAAAGCUCUCUUUGGAAUGAACAAUGUGGGUGUUUGUAAAUUCUGGAAAUUUCUUUCUAUUCAUAAUAAACUAGAGACUGUUGA